Molecule: messenger RNA, 3078 nt
Organism: Arctia plantaginis
Lineage: Eukaryota; Metazoa; Arthropoda; Insecta; Lepidoptera; Erebidae
Source: the annotation of a GenBank genome assembly
AUGAAUGGCAAACUGCAUAGUGAAACCGGCGCUUUCUCAUCUGACGACAUGCGCGCCGAAAUAUUAAACCCUUUCGUUCAUAAAUUGGAGUUAGAUAAUACAUAUGACAAAAUAAAGACGGCGAUAUUUACAGUAAUACUGCUGCCGUUCCGAGUGAUAGUCAUCUGUUACUUGAUAGUGACGGCUUGGUUCCUCGCGUGUAUCGGCCUCUAUGGUUUAAGUGAAGAAGACCUCAGGAAGAAACCUAUGACAGGAUGGAGAAGUUUUGUCGACUGCCUUUCUUCCGUAUUUGCUUUCGUGUACGAUUCGAGAAGGAGGGAUCAUUUUGACCUCCAUGGCUCCCGCACUCGUGUGCUGUUUGCUUGAAUGCCCCCAAAAACCAAUGCCGAAAGGCAAAAAGCUUACAGAGACAGACUGAAAAAGGAUAAACCAAGUAAAUAUGAGGAAAUCCGUGUUAAACAUUUGGAAAAAGUUAAAGAAAAUAUCAAAAAGAAAAAAGAAAUUCUUACAGAAGAAGAAAAACAAGAGCUUCGAGCAAAGUGGAGGCAAGCCAAUGCUAAAAGAGCUGAAAGAAAAAAAAAGGCCAACUCUACGACAAAACAAAAUAACACAUUAGAAGUAAGAAAAAAUGCUAAAAAUAAUACAACAAUCCUAAAGGAGAGACUACAAAAGCUCACUGAAGAAAAUACUCAAUUAAAACGACGAAAUAAGAAUUUAAGACAGGCCUGUAAUCGCAUGAAAAAGCGAUUCAAAAUUCUGAAAAAACUAUUACCCAAACAAAUUAGGCCUGAUAAUGAUGCUAUUUCCAUUGAAACUCGACAGUGUGACGACACACCAUUAACAAAAUCGAAUAGUUUUUUAGAAGAAACUUUACCAAAUGUGUCCAUGACGGAAAAAGAGAAGGUAAAAAGACAGUUAAUUUUGCUAAACACAAUUACAGAUUCUUUAAAAACAGAGUUUAAUAAAGCAGAUACCAAAGAGAAGAAAAUACUAAAAAAAGUAGCUACCAACGAUAUUGCAAAUAAAUAUAAAUUAAAAACAGCUAUUUCUAAUGUUCUUGGUCUGAAAGGAAGAAUAAGAAAGACGAAAUCAAAAAACGAAAUAAAAAAGAAAUGGAAGAAAGAUAUACAAGAUUUCUUUGAAAGAGAAGAUGUAAGUAGACCUAGUGCGGGUAAAAACGAGUGCAUAACGAGAAACAAAGAAAAAGUGCAAAAGAGAUAUUUAAUGGAACCAAUAUACAAGCUCUAUAGAAAAUACACGAUAGAGGGUGGUACAGCGUCUUUGCAAACUUUUUAUCGUUUUCGACCGUUCUCCGUUGUGAAACCAAGACUUCAAGAUAGGAAUACUUGUGCUUGCAUAAAGCAUAGUAAUUUAUCUUUCAAGGCAAUAUCGUUGAAGAAGCUAGGUUUGCUUAAGACAUCUGACAUUGACGAACUUAUGAAAAAUGUCACUUGCAGCAAAUGUUUUAAAUGCAUGUACUCUGAGUGUUCUGAAUGCAAAAAUAAGAAACUAGCUGUCGAUUUGACAAUAAAUGAAGACAGCCCUGUGGAGUGGCUUCAAUGGAAAAUUGGCAUACACACUUAUAUUAAAAUUGACAAAAAGAAAUGCGUAGAAAAACAGACGAAAAAGUAUUCAAAACAGAAUAUAAAAGAAUACGGAUUUGAAUAUGCAACUUGGAAUUUUUUUGAAGCCUCUCAUGGCAAAGGGCCAGCUGACGGGGUUGGUGGGGCAUUAAAGCGCCAACUUGACAAUCAUAUAUCACAUGGCAAUGACAUAACCAACGCAAAAGAAGCAUAUGACUAUUUAAUGGUUAACAGUAAAGUAAAAAUGUUUUAUAUAAAUGAAAACGACAUUGAGAAGAUGACCAAAAAUAUCCCUGAAAAUAUUAUUCCUAUAAAAGGAACAAUGAAGCAGCAUCAAAUUAUAACGGAUGGCAACACGACAAUUAAAUAUAAAUUGCUGAGCUGCUUUGAUUGCCAUAAAAACAUCUGCUGUGAUUGUUACUACACUAAAGAACAUGAACUUCUAUCCAAAACCCUAUCAGAACCAAAAGCAUCAUGUAGUAACAAAAGACAAUCCUUGAAAAAACAAAAACCAGCAACGAAAAGAUUCAAAAGAAUAAAUAGUUCUACUACGACGGAGAGUGAUAUCAGUAAAAGUUAUCAUAGUGAUUCACAUCUGAUAGAUGCGGAUUUUUCGAAUGAGGACAAUAAUUUACCCAUUAUAGAUGACAGAGAGAGUGAUCAAGACUUAGAGGACACAUCAAAGGAGGGAAAAGUUAAACGACAACCCCCAGAACAAGUAACAUUGUUAUCUUCGUCAAGAUUUAUGUCUGCAAACCAUGCUUUCUAUGAUACUGAAGUAAAAUGCCUCAAGGCAGACGAAACACAACAAGGCAAAGAAAACUUUAAGAAUAAAGGAAAAGGAACAGGGAAGAAAACAGUAAAGCAACAAAAAGAUAUGGAAGUAGACAAAUAUCCAAUUGAUAUAAUGAAUGUAUUAAAACAAACAGGUGAAACAGACAAACCAAGUAAAGAAAUAAAAAGUCAUGAGGAAGAAGGAUCAACAACUGAUAUCAAUACAAAGCCAAUAAUUCUCGAGGAUUUAGUAAGUGACGAAGUUUUAACUAUGGCUGAGAAAUAUAUUAUGUGUGAUGCAAUGACAUUUAAUGAACCGGAGUUUAAUUUCAAUGAUUUGGACAAUGUAGAUGUUAUAAUAAAAAAUAAUAAUGCAACAAAAAAUAACACUGAACAUGAAAAUGAUAAUAAUGAUGAAAAUGUACCAAUUGAAGGCACUCACAAAGUCAAAGGCAAAACAUGUGCACUUACUAUUCUUAACGACGAAAAACUGGAAAAUAUACACACAAAAAAGAAAGUGGUUUAUAAAGGACUUAAACCUCUAUCACUAAAUAAUUAUCUUCACGCGCCAAAGCGAUGUGAUCCAAAGAUUAAAAAACGGAUUGUCAAACCAAAUGUGUUCCGGAAAGAAUUCAAUUAUUAUAAAGAUAAGGAAGAAAUUUAUAAAGCGCUAAUGGAUAGCGAUUCUAAUUUUUUUUUUUUUAACAACGUCUGGUUUUAA